Theobroma cacao (cacao) is the source of this 1412-nucleotide messenger RNA. Its product is annotated as short-chain dehydrogenase TIC 32, chloroplastic-like. The record is from RefSeq and is a predicted model, not a curated record. NCBI's taxonomy places the organism in Eukaryota, Viridiplantae, Streptophyta, Magnoliopsida, Malvales, Malvaceae.
UCUAAAAACCGUAACCCACAAUAACUUUUACUCUUUGCUGUUUUGUACUUGAAAUCUCUGUCUUUAGAAACGUUACUACUCUUCUGGGGAUUUCUUGGAAUUUGUGAACGUUCCAUUAUCGUAGACAGACAAAGGGAGUGUGCUACACUGCAGUGUCUUUUGAAACAUGUGGCUGUUUAGCAGAAAAGGGCCAUCUGGUUUCUCAUCAUCGUCCACUGCAGAGGAAGUUACACAAGGAAUUGAUGGCACUGGUCUCACUGCCAUUGUUACAGGAGCAUCCAGUGGUAUUGGCACUGAAACUACACGUGUUCUUGCACUGCGUGGUGUUCAUGUAAUUAUGGGAGUCAGAAAUAUGGCUGCUGGUAAAGAUGUCAAAGAAGCAAUUGUCAAGGAAAUUCCAACAGCUAAGGUUGAUGCGAUGGAAUUGGACCUCAGUUCAAUGGCAUCUGUGAAGAAAUUUGCAUCAGAUUUCAGCUCCUCGGGUCGUCCACUAAAUCUCCUUAUUAAUAAUGCAGGAAUUAUGGCAACUCCUUUCAUGCUUUCGAAGGAUAACAUAGAACUACAGUUUGCAACUAACCACAUAGGUCAUUUUCUUUUGACAAAUCUCUUGCUGGACACUAUGAAGAAAACUGCACGUGCAAGUAAAAGAGAAGGAAGAAUUAUAAAUGUCUCAUCAGUCGCUCACCAUUACACAUAUAAGGAAGGAAUUCGUUUUGACAAGAUUAAUGAUAAAUCAGGGUACAGCAGUUUUGCCGCAUAUGGCCAAUCAAAGCUUGCUAAUGUUCUACAUGCUAAUGAAUUAGCUAGACGCCUAAAGGAAGAUGGAGUGGAUAUAACUGCAAAUUCACUUCAUCCAGGAGCAAUUGUCACCAAUCUUUUCCGGCAUAAGGGCAUUGUUGAUGGCAUUGUUAAUAUCUUCGGUAGGGUUGCACUUAAAAAAGUCCAGCAGGGAGCAGCCACAACAUGCUAUGUGGCAUUGCAUCCACAAGUAAAAGGUAAAACUGGUGAAUAUUUCGAGGACAGUAACAUAGGCCAAGCGAGUGCACACGGCAGGAAUGUUGAGUUGGCAAAGAAACUCUGGGAUUUCAGCAUGAAGAUGGUUAAAUGAGCAAAAUAGCUGAUACUACCUGCAUCUGACCCAAAUUUAUAUACAUUCAUCUCAAGUAAUUACAUGCUCUUUCUGCCAAGCUGCUUACAAGGGAAACAGGGUUGAAUCAACGCUUACUAUUUUGUGGUUGAAGGGCUUGAACUUCUUUUUAUUUGACCAACAUUUCUAUUAAACUUAAAGCCUCUAUUUGAGAAAGAUGUUCUGGGAACAAGAAUUGUUCCUUAUACUUGGUACUUUUUGGGCGUCAGCAUCACCCUUUCAAUAUCUGCACUAUUUAUGACCUAUACCUAUUUUUCAAACGACA